This is a messenger RNA of Stylonychia lemnae, 4374 nucleotides long. The record is from the annotation of a GenBank genome assembly. NCBI's taxonomy places the organism in Eukaryota, Ciliophora, Spirotrichea, Sporadotrichida, Oxytrichidae.
AUGAGUUCGAACACAAAUCAAUUUAAAGAGGAAUUUAAGUUCAAGAGAUUUUUUUAGCAUCUAAGUAGAUCUGAUAAGAUACUUAUAUCAAUUGGAAGUGUUGCUGCCUUGGUAACAGGAGCGUUAGUUCCAAUAAUUUCAAUUUUAAUGGGUGAGUUGGCUGAUGUUUUUGACCCUUUUAAGAGCGUCUAAGACAAAAAGAGACUUGUCAAGGAAAUAUCUGGUUACAUUGCUUUAAUAGCAUUCGUGAUAUGGCUCACAGGAUAUAUCUACUAUUCAUUUUGGUAGCAUAUUGGUGAAAACAUUGCUUUCGACCUAAGAGUGAGAUAUCUUAAUUAAAUUCUAAAGUAGGAAGUUGACUAUUUUGAAAAAUUAGAUAUUGAACAGCUUCCUUCUUAGAUUGGUGAAAAUUUCUUGGUAGUCUAAUAAUCGAUCGGCCAAAAGUUCGCUUCUAUACUGUUCGCCAUUUCAAACUUGCUUUCUGCUAUUGGUGUAGCAUUUUAUAGGGGUCCAGAUCUAGCAGCUAUCUAUUUUUCAAUGUUUCCCUUGGUGUUUCUACUUGUAAAAGUGUUGGGCUCUCAAGUAAAGAAAGUGACAUUGUAAAAAACUGAAAUUUCUAAGAAAUUAAGAGGUAAAAUUGAGGAGAGCCUCAUAGGAAUAAAAGUCAUCUCUACUUUCGCUUAAGAAGAUAGAGAGAUAAUGGAAUUUGAAGAAUUGGCUGAGGAGAAUCGAAAGUUAUGCGUUAAAUCUGAAUAUUGGACUGCUAGUUUCGUUGCAGCUCUGAAAUUCGCCAUAUUUGCACUCUACGCUUUUAAUUAUUGGAUUGCUUUUGUAUUUAUUGAAAAUAAAAGGAAAAACCCUAAAACUGGAAAAUUAUUUACUGCUGGUGAGAUGAUUUCUAUUAUGCUUGCCAUCUUGAAUUGUACAGCUAUAACCUUUCAGCUCAUUCCUAAUUUUCAGGCUCUUGUCAAAGCUAAAUUAGUAGGGAAAGAAAUUUUUGAUGUCAUUGAUAGAGUGUCGGCAAUUGUAGAUCAUGAUUAAAGCUUAAGUGAUUUUAAUCUUAAAUCCGCUAUAAAAUUCUAAAAUAUUACCUUCAAAUACCAUAAGGCUUAAUAGGAGACCUUUAAAAAUACAAGCUUUUAAAUUAAAGCUGAGACCUCUACUGCUAUUGUUGGAGAAUCAGGAUCAGGGAAAUCCACCAUUAUUUAAUUAAUUGAGAGAUUUUAUGACCCCCUUGCUGGUGAUAUAUAUUUUGAUGAAACCAAUUUAAAGAAUAUUUCUUUAAAGGCCUUAAGGGAAUCUAUUGGAUAUGUUCAAUAGGAACCAGUUUUGAUUAUUGGAAGUAUUCGUGACAACAUCUUGCUUGGAAAUAAAGAUGCAAGUGAUGAUGAAAUAGAUAGGGUGAUAAAAAUGGCCAAUGCUAGUUUUAUUUACAACUUGGAGAAUUAGCUUGACACUCAUAUUGGCUCAUCUACUCUACUCAAUCUCUCUGGAGGAUAGAAGCAAAGAAUCGCCAUCGCUAGAGCUCUGAUUAAAAAUCCUAAGAUUCUCAUUUUAGAUGAAGCAACUAGUGCCUUGGACUCUAAAAGUGAAAGAGAGGUCUAAGAGGCUUUAAAUAAUAUUCAAAACUCAGAGAAAAAACUGACAACUAUAAUGAUAGCUCAUAGAUUAUAAACAAUUUAAACUGCAGAAAAUUUAAUCUAUUUCAACAAAAACAAGAGCAAUAUUCUUACUGGAUCAAUAGGCACAAAAGACUAUGAGUAGAUAUUAAACUUAUUAAGCUAAAGUGAAGGCAGCAAAGGAUUAGAAGAUGUAGAAAUAUCUGGCAAGUAUGACUCAAUUGAAAGGCAAUCUUGGGAAGAUUUAAGUAGUUCAAAGUUGCUUAAGUUAGCUACAGAUAGAGAUCUUGAAGAGGAUUUUAAUUCAUCUCAAGCUGAAAUAAUCUUCAAUCCUAAUGCAGAAUUUAAGAGCUCUAAAAAGGGACCAGAAAUGAUGAAGUAAGUAUUAGAUCAUUAUGGACCAAGAAGACUAAUAAUCUUUUCGCUCAUUUCAAGUAUGAUAAAUGCAUUUGCUUUUCCAUUGAACGGAUUAAUUUUUGUUAAGAAUCUAUUUGUUCUGCUUAAUCCUCAUUCAAAAACGUUUUAUGAGGAUAGAAACUUUUGGUGUAGUGCUUAUCUUGGAUUAGCAGUUGGAAUAGGUCUAUUUGAUUUCUUAAGCAAAGGAACUUAAAAGGCUCUAAGUGAGAACCUAACUUAUGCUGUUAGAACCAAGCUCUAUUCAGCCAUUGUCAGAAAAGAAUUAAGUUGGUUUGAUAAUAAGGAGAGAGCUCCUGGAAUCUUAAUAAACUAUUUAUCAGAAGAAGUGACUGCUCUUAAUGGAUUAACAACUGAAACAUUUUCCAAUAUUCUGGAGGCUGUGUGUUGUCUUGUAAUUGGAUCUGCUAUUGCUUUCUUUUAUACUUGGAAGAUAGCUUUAAUCUCCCUAGCUACAUCACCAUUGGUAAUGUUAGGCGGAGUUGCUUUAUAAUUAUCCAUCUGGGAUAGAGCUAAGAAUUCAAACAAUCAUAGCAUGAAAGACGAAAAGGGAAUGGAUCCCUAUGAUAAGGCUAAUGCCUUACUUUCUGAAGUUAUCUUGAAUUACAAAACAGUCAUUAGUUUUGGACCAAAGAACAUAACAUAUUUAAUGUAGAAAUAUCACAAGUUACUUGAAGAGCCUAUUAUGAUUAACAAAAAAGUAGCCCAUUUCUCUGGUAUUAUGAGCGGAUAUUCAUAAUGUGUGAGAUUUAUGUUCUUAGCUUUAAUGUUUUAUGUUGGAAAUUUCUUUAUCUAUGAUCAAAAUGAUGAUCCUGAAGGUACUUUUAUUGGGAUUUACACCUUACUUAUGUCAGCCUUAUCAGCUGGAGGUGCACUUUCACAAAUACCUUCAAUAAGCAAAGCUAAAUCAGCUGCCACCAAGAUAUUUACAAUCAUUAAUGAAGAGAAAUCUUUGCCAUCUUUGGACUUUGAUAAGUAAACAUAAAUCACUCAAGGUUCCAUUGAAUUCAACAAUGUAGAAUUUAAAUACCCCUCAAGAAAUCAAAAGAUUCUUAGAAGGAUUAGUUUUAAGAUACCUGCAGGGUAAAAAGUAGCUAUUGUUGGACAUUCAGGAAGUGGUAAAAGUACAAUAACUAAUUUGCUUUUAAGAAUGUAUGACUAUUAGAAUGGGCAAAUAUUGAUUGAUGGCGAAGAUAUUCGAACAUUCAAUCAGAAAGCACUAAGAAGAUAGAUUGGCUAUGUUAUGCAAGAACCUAUGCUAUUCAAUAUGAGUAUUAAGGACAACAUCAUCUAUGGGAAUCAGUAGGCAUCAGAUGAUAAGAUUAGAGAAGUUGCUAUUAUGGCCAAUGCCCUCUAAUUCAUUGAGGCUAACGAUAACUAAUCUGCGGUAUCUAUGCCUAUUUAGACUUAGCUAACUAAAGAAGAAUCGAUAAGGUUCAAUAAGACUUUUGUGAAUCAAUAAUUCACGCAAAGGGAUUUUUAACUGUAAAGAGUACUUGGAAGUAUUGAAUAAGCUAGUUUAGCUACUGAUGAAUCUACUCUUGCUAAUUAAGUUCUUUCAAAAGCAGAUGAUUAAUUAUUAGACAAGAUUAGCCAAGAUACUGCUAAAUUGAUUGAAUGUGUCAAGUUCUGCAAUAAUUGGCACGCCCAUAAUAGUUGGAUUGAUGUUAUUAGAAAAUUUGAAUGGACUCUUGAAUCUGAAAAGAUUGUAAGCUACCUUAAUGAAAAGGAAGAUAUUGGUUAAGCAGACAAAGAUGAAGUGAUCUUAGCCCUUGGAUUAGAAAAUCAAGCCAAUAAAUUCGAUCUUUAAAAAGUUAAGGAAUUUCUAUAAAGAAGUGGAAGGAAAAAUCAAACUUUCUUAGAUUACUUAAAAUGCAAAAUUGAACCGAAAUAAUAAAUGACAGAGACUAUUGCCUGCUUAGCUCCUAUUGAUCUUGAAAGUUAGCCAAAGAAUAAAAUUCACCCUGAAAUAAACUAAAGCACAUAUCUUCACCCUGGUUUUAAUAAAAUUUGUGGACUUAAGGGCUCAAUGCUAUCAGGAGGCUAAAAGUAGAGGAUAGCUAUUGCUCGAGCUUUGAUUAAAGACCCUAAAGUACUUAUACUUGAUGAGGCAACUUCAGCACUAGAUGAAUAAUCAUAGGAAUAAGUUUAAAUAGCUCUUGAUAAGGCCAUGGAAGGAAGGACUAGUAUUGUGAUUGCUCAUAGAUUGAGUACAAUAAGGAAUUGCGAUUGGAUAUUAUUUUUAGACAAAGGGAGAGUUGUGGAAUAAGGCACAUACUUGCAAUUAUCUUAGAAUAAAGAUUCACACUUUCAUAAGCUUAAAUCUGGAAUGCAAAACUGA